Molecule: messenger RNA, 1170 nt
Organism: Knipowitschia caucasica
Lineage: Eukaryota; Metazoa; Chordata; Actinopteri; Gobiiformes; Gobiidae
Source: the annotation of a GenBank genome assembly
AUGGCCCUCAUUGUGGAUCAGCGCCGGCCCCCGGAGCUCCACGGAACACUCAGGCUACCAGCGCUAACACUGGCUGCCUCUUGUUCACAGAGGAGCCAUAUUUAUACACAACAACCACAGACUGUCACGCCGCGCAUGCUAACAGGCUACAUGCUAACAGGCUACAUGCUAACCGGCUACAUGCUAACCGGCUACAUGCUAACCGGCUACCUGCUGGAGACGCAUCAAAUCUCUGGUGCUUCUGGCCUGACUGCCAGACUCACAGGGACUGAGGCUGUGGAGGACCAGAGGGAGAGCGGAGGGAGAGCGGAGGGAGAGCGGAGGGAGAGCGGAGGGAGAGCGGAGGGAGAGCGGAGAGAGAGCGGAGGGAGGGAGAGCGGAGGGAGAGCGGAGGGAGAGCGGAGGGAGGGAGAGCGGAGAGAGAGCGGAGGGAGAGCGGAGGGAGGGAGAGCGGAGAGAGAGCGGAGGGAGAGCGGAGGGAGAGCGGAGGGAGACCAGAGGGAGAGCGGAGGGAGGGAGAGCGGAGAGAGAGCGGAGGGAGAGCAGAGGGAGAGCAGAGGGAGAGCGGAGGGAGAGCGGAGGGAGACCCGAGGGAGAGCGGAGAGAGAGCGGAGAGAGAGCGGAGAGAGAGCGGAGAGAGAGCGGAGGGAGAGCGGAGGGAGAGCGGAGGGAGACCAGAGGGAGAGCGGAGAGAGAGCGGAGGGAGAGCGGAGGGAGAGCGGAGGGAGAGCGGAGGGAGACCAGAGGGAGAGCGGAGAGAGAGCGGAGAGAGAGCGGAGAGAGAGCGGAGGGAGAGCGGAGGGAGAGCGGAGGGAGAGCGGAGGGAGAGCGGAGGGAGAGCGGAGGGAGAGCGGCGAGAGAGCAGAGGGAGAGCGGAGGGAGACCGGAGAGAGAGCAGAGGGAGAGCGGAGGGAGACCGGAGAGAGAGCGGAGGGAGAGCGGAGGGAGACCGGAGGGAGAGCGGAGAGAGAGAGCGGAGGGAGCGGAGAGAGAGAGCGGAGGGAGAGCGGAGGGAGAGCGGAGAGAGAGCGGAGGGAGAGCGGAGGGAGAGCGGAGAGAGAGCGGAGAGAGAGCGGAGGGAGAGCGGAGGGAGAGCGGAGAGAGAGCGGAGAGAGAGGGGAGAGAGAGGGGAGAGAGAGGGGAGGGAGAGCGGAGGGAGAGCAGAGGUAG